AGGGAGGAUUUUCGUAAGGAAUUCCAAGAGCAAAAUCCAGAUGUCAAGUCAAUGCGUGAGAUUGGCAAGGCUUGUGGAGAGAAGUGGAAGACCAUGACUUAUGAGGUGAAGGUGCAGUACUAUGACGUUGCGACAGAACAACGAGCAGAGUUUGAGAAAGCUUUGGCAGACUAUGCUAAGAGAAAGGAAAAUGGGGAACAUGACGAGUUUGAUGAGGAUUCAGACUCAGAUUAUGAUCGAUAAAUGAAUAUGUUGCUUUUGACCUCAUAGAGAUUCUAUUUAGCUGUCACAAGUAUCUUGUACAGUGAGAUAUUCAAACGUGUCUUCUAGAACUAAGUGCAUGUAAAUCAUUCUCUGUGUAUAUUGAAGAAAAAUAGAACCUGAACACAAAUGCGAGUUUUUGUUGAUAAAGGUUUAUGUUGCUAUCA
Molecule: messenger RNA, 428 nt
Organism: Helianthus annuus (common sunflower)
Lineage: Eukaryota; Viridiplantae; Streptophyta; Magnoliopsida; Asterales; Asteraceae
Product: high mobility group B protein 14-like
Exons: 4
Source: RefSeq, a predicted model, not a curated record